AUGGCUCCUAUCGCCAUCUCUCCCGAGAGGGACACCGGUCUUCCUGUCUCUGCCUUGACAGCCACCUACGAUGACACCCUCCGUUUCUACCUCAACGGCACUCGAGUGGUACUAGACGAGGUCGAUCCAGAAGUCACCCUGUUAGAGUACCUCCGGGGCAUCGGCUUGACGGGAACGAAGCUUGGUUGCGCCGAAGGUGGCUGCGGAGCCUGCACAGUCGUCGUCAGCCAAUAUAACCCGACCACCAAGCAGAUAUAUCACGCCAGCGUAAACGCCUGCCUGGCACCCCUAGCGAGCGUCGACGGCAAACAUGUCAUAACGAUCGAAGGGAUAGGCGACGUGAAGAAGCCCCAUCCAACACAAGAGCGGAUAGCCAAGAGCAAUGGAAGCCAAUGUGGCUUCUGCACGCCGGGCAUUGUCAUGAGCCUGUACGCGCUGCUCAGGAAUAACGAAGGCCCCAACGAGCAUGAUAUUGAGGAAGCGUUCGACGGCAACCUCUGCCGCUGUACUGGAUACCGGCCCAUCCUGGAUGCUGCCCAAACUUUCAGUGUGAAGAGCGCAUGCGGGAAGAGCGCGAGCAACGGGGGUUCUGGCUGCUGCAUGGAGAACGGAAACGGGGCAGACGGCGGGUGCUGCAAGAGUAAGAGCCUGGACGACGGCCAACCAAUCAAGAGAUUUACACCGCCGGGGUUCAUCGAAUACAAUCCCGAUACUGAGCUUAUCUUUCCACCAACCCUGAAGAAGCAUGAGUUCAAGCCCUUGGCUUUUGGAAACAAGAGGAAGAGGUGGUAUCGCCCGGUGACCUUGAAUCAGCUGUUGGAGAUCAAGAGCAUUUAUCCCAAUGCCAAGAUUAUCGGCGGAAGCACAGAGACCCAAAUUGAGAUCAAGUUCAAGGCGGUGCAAUAUCCAGUAUCCGUCUUCGUCGGCGACAUACCAGAGUUGCGCCGCUACACCUUCAAGGAUGACCAUAUCGAGAUCGGCGGAAACGUUAUCCUCACCGACCUCGAAAACAUCUGCCAAGAGGCUGUCAAACACUAUGGCGAAGCAAAAGGCCAAGUGUUCCAAGCCAUGUACAAGCAACUGAAAUACUUCGCUGGAAGACAGAUUCGAAACGUCGGAACUCCAGCUGGCAAUCUAGCCACGGCGUCGCCUAUCUCUGACUUGAAUCCUGUCUUCAUGGCCGCAGACUGCGUUUUGGUCGCCAAGUCCCACGAGAAGGAAACUGAGAUACCCAUGGCGACAUUUUUCAAGGGCUACCGCAGGACCGCUUUGGAGCAGGACGCUAUCAUCGCAUCCAUCCGUAUCCCGGUAACGAGUGAAAAGGGAGACUACUUUAGAGCCUAUAAGCAAGCGAAGAGGAAGGAUGACGACAUCGCAAUCGUUACUGGCGCGCUUCAUGUUCGCGUGGACGAAAAGGGCACUGUCGCGCAUUGCAACCUUGUCUAUGGUGGAAUGGCACCUUUCACAGUUGCGGCAAAGAAGGCCAAUGAAUACCUCAAGGGGAAGAUGUUUGCUCAUCCAGAAACUCUCGAGGGCGCGAUGAACGCCCUAGGAUCAGACUUCGAUCUCGUUUUCAGCGUGCCCGGUGGCAUGGCAUCAUACCGGAAAGCCCUGGCCCUCAGCUUCUUCUAUCGGUUCUAUCAGGAGGUUCUGUCUGGGAUGAACACAGAAAGCCAGCACGGCGACAGUCAGGCUGUCGAGGAACUUGAGAGAGUCUUAUCAACCGGCUGGAAGGACGAAGAGGCAACGGUCGACUAUGCCAAGGAGACUCUUGGGAAGGCUGGCAACCAUGUGGCUGCUUUGAAGCAAGUGACUGGAGAGGCACAGUACACUGACGAUAUCCCACCACUGAAGAACGAGCUUCAUGCUUCCAUCCUUUUCUCAUCGAGGGCCCACGCCAAAAUCAAGUCAAUGGACUACACUGCAGCUCUGGAGAUUCCUGGUGUCGUUGACGUUGUCGACAAGAACGAUUUGCACCAUCCAGAAGACAACAAAUGGGGAGCGCCACACUUCGACGACACCUUCUUCGCCGAGGAUGAGGUCUUCACUGCCGGACAGCCAAUCGCGGUAGUCUUGGCCACCACCAAAGCAAAAUCAGUAGAGGGAGUCCGAGCAGUGCAUAUCGAAUACGAAGACCUUCCCGCUAUAUUUACUAUGGAAGAGGCAAUUGAGAAAGAGAGUUUCCACAAGUACUACAGGUACAUCAAGAAGGGCGACACAGAGGAGGCCUUUAAGAACUCCGACUACACAUUCAGUGGGGUGGCUCGCAUGGGUGGCCAAGAACACUUCUACCUCGAGACGAAUGCCUGCUUCGUGAUCCCCAAGCCCGAGGACGGUGAGAUGGAGAUAUGGACCAGUAGCCAGAAUCCCACAGAGAGCCAAGUGUAUGCCUCGAAGAUUUUGGGCGUGCAGGCCAAUAAAGUAGUCGCUCGCGUCAAACGGCUGGGUGGCGGCUUCGGCGGCAAGGAAACCAGAUGUGUUCAACUCAGUACGAUAAUGGCACUGGCUGCUCAAAAGACCAAGCGUCCAGUGAGGUGCAUGCUCAACCGAGACGAGGACAUGGUCAUGUCUGGACAGCGUCAUCCAUUCAUGGGCAAAUGGAAAGUCGGCGUCAAUAAAGAUGGCAAACUCCAAGCCCUCGAUGUAGAUGUCUUCAACAAUGCUGGUUGGUCGUUUGAUCUGAGUGCAGCGGUCUGCGAGCGCGCCAUGACCCAUAUCGACAACUGUUACAAGAUUCCUAAUGUCCACAUACGAGGCCGUCUUUGCAAGACGAAUACCAUGUCGAACACAGCCUUCCGCGGCUUUGGCGGACCACAAGGCAUGUUCAUCGCCGAAUCGUACAUGUCAGAGGUUGCCGACCGCCUCGGCAUGCCGGUUGAAGAGCUGCGCGAGAUCAACUUCUACAAGGCUGACGACACGACCCAUUUCAACCAAGCGCUUGAGGACUGGCAUGUACCGCUCAUGUACAAGCAAGUCCAAGAAGAAUCGGAUUAUGCUGGCCGCCGGAAGGCCAUUGGAGAGUUCAACGCCUCACACAAAUGGCGUAAACGGGGACUGGCUAUAAUUCCGACCAAGUUUGGCAUAUCGUUCACGGCGCUCUGGUUCAACCAGGCUGGUGCUCUGGUACAUGUUUACCAUGAUGGCUCGGUCCUUGUCGCACAUGGCGGCACAGAAAUGGGCCAGGGCCUGCACACCAAGAUGAUCACCCUUGCCGCUCAAGCACUUCAGGUACCAAUGGAUGACGUCUAUAUCUCGGACACAUCGACGAACACAGUCGCAAAUACGUCGGCCACGGCCGCAUCGGCAUCUUCUGAUCUCAACGGCUAUGCUGUGUGGAAUGCUUGCGAGCAGAUCAAUGCUCGUCUCGCCUCCUACAGGGAAAAGCUCGGUCCAAAAGCGACCAUGAAGGAGCUCGCUCAUGCGGCUUACUUCGACCGUGUGAACUUGAGCGCCAAUGGCUUCUACAAGACCCCUGAGAUUGGUUACACGUGGGGCGAAAACGUCGGCAAGAUGUUCUUUUACUUCACGCAAGGUGUCACGGCCGCCGAGGUCGAGGUCGAUUGCCUGACCGGUACGUGGUCUUGUCUGCGUGCCGAUAUAAAGAUGGACGUCGGUCGCUCAAUCAACCCAUCCAUCGACUACGGCCAGAUUGAGGGCGCCUUCGUCCAAGGCUUGGGCCUCUUCACCAUGGAAGAGAGCCUGUGGCUCCGCAACGGUCCCAUGGCCGGGAACCUGUUCACCAAGGGGCCAGGCACCUACAAGAUUCCCGGGUUCCGCGACAUACCCCAGAAGUUCAACGUCAGUCUGCUGAAGGGCGUGACGUGGGAGAACCUGCGCACCAUCCAGCGCAGCAGGGGCGUCGGCGAACCGCCCCUGUUCAUGGGCAGCGCCGUCUUCUUCGCCAUCCGGGACGCGCUCAAGGCCGCGCGCGCCGACUACGGCGUCGAGGCCAAGGUCGGCGGCGAAGGGGGUGAGGACGACGGCCUGCUGAAGCUGGAGAGCCCGGCCACGCCCGAGAGGAUCAGGCUGUCGUGCGUGGACCCCAUCAUGGAGCGCGCCAGGGUCCUGCCCAAGGAGGGCGAGAAGAGUUUCUUCAUUGCUAUAUAG
This is a messenger RNA of Anthostomella pinea, 4107 nucleotides long. Lineage: Eukaryota; Fungi; Ascomycota; Sordariomycetes; Xylariales; Xylariaceae. The record is from the annotation of a GenBank genome assembly.